AAACGAGGGAUAAAACAGGAAAAUGUGGGUGCAAAUACUGAGGCUCAAUUGGGGGCAGCUAGAAUUAUCAAAACCCCGCUUAAAACAAUUUCACUACCAUCUCAAAUCUCCUUCUACUAGCCAAUUCUCGGCGAGAUAUGGAGAAAGAAUUGAUCCAACUAUUUCAAACGGUGGAGAAAGCCGCGGCGGCAGCUGAAAACGACGCCGUUGGAGGUUCCUCGGCGGAGGAAGAUCGCUGUAUCGAUGUUCUCAAUCAGCUCGAGAAAUGCCCCGUUAAUUACGACGUCUUAGUCUCCACUCAGGUAGGAAAACGCCUGCGGCAUCUAACGAAACAUCCUAGAAAGAAGAUUCAGGCUUUGGCUUCUCAAUUGAUUGAGACAUGGAAGAACAUUGUAGUUGAGGAAACACUUAAAAAGAAUAGAAUGGGAAGCAUGGACAGUAAAGUUUCCUUGAAUUCUCAACCUGUUUCUGCCGGAACUUCGGGGGGCAUAAGGGUUGCGAAUGUUGAAACUUUGAAGAUUGAGAAAAAUGACUCUAAUGUUGCAUCAAGGACUGAGAACUUUGUCGAAUAUGAGAGUAACUCAGAUGAGGAUAGAAUAGAAAUAUUUGAUGAUGUCAGGAUUCAAGAGAUUGCCUCUGGGAAACGUGAAACUGUUGUAACAGUGGCUAGCAAGGGAAAACAAAACGUCGAUGCGAUGAAAUCUACACAAUUAAUGUCAUCCGCCCCUAAGCUGUCUACCCUCAUACGUUGUAAUGAUCCCGUACGGGACAAAAUUCGUGAACUUCUUUUACAAGCUUUGAACAAAGUUUCAGGUGAGAUCGAGGAACGUCAAAGAGGUGAGUUAGAUGCAUGUGACCCAAUUAGGGUUGCUGUGUGUUUGGAGUCUGCAAUGUUUGAGAAGUGGGGCCGGUCUACUGGUGCACAGAAAGUGAAAUAUAGAUCCAUACUAUUUAAUAUUGGGGAUUCAAGCAACCCAGAUUUCCGUAGAAAAGUUCUCUUAGGACAUGUUCAGCCAGAAAAGGUCCUUGAAAUGAAACCAGAAGAAAUGGCAAGUCAUGAUAGGCAACGUCAAAAUAAACAGAUUAAAGACAAGGCUUUAUUUGAGUGUGAGCGUGGCAAACAAGCAGAGGCAACUACCAAUAGUUUCAAGUGUGGCCGAUGUGGAAAAAGGAAAUGCACUUACUACCAGUUGCAGACUCGUAGCGCAGAUGAGCCUAUGACUACAUUUGUAACAUGUGUAAACUGCAAUAAACGUUGGAAGUUCUGUUAGUGUCUUCAGCGGCUGCCAAAAUUUCUACCAAAUAGGUGUCAGCUUAGUUGUUAUGACAAAUACAUAUUUGUUAAUUAGUAUCCUUUCUUUAUUUCUGAACUUUAGAAGAGCUCUAUAUGCCAUCUAGGUGGGAGAAAUGAUCCCAAUUUUACUUUGUAUUCUAUCAGUUCUGACUUCCGCUUCUGCAGUUUUUGGAAUGAUUUUCAUGUCAUUGAGCAAUGUAUUGGUUAAUUUUGUUGAUGUUA
Daucus carota subsp. sativus is the source of this 1516-nucleotide messenger RNA. RefSeq names its product transcription elongation factor TFIIS. The coding region runs from base 138 to 1271 and encodes 377 amino acids. Gene Ontology annotation, biological process: DNA-templated transcription; transcription elongation by RNA polymerase II. The record is from RefSeq and is a predicted model, not a curated record. The transcript has 2 exons. Gene Ontology annotation, molecular function: zinc ion binding; nucleic acid binding. Lineage: Eukaryota; Viridiplantae; Streptophyta; Magnoliopsida; Apiales; Apiaceae. Gene Ontology annotation, cellular component: nucleus.